AUGACUGACGUUGAAGAAUCCACUGUUGAAGUGCAUCCAGUGUCCUUUCCACCAGAAAUACUAGCUCGUAUUUCUCCAGACUUAUCACUACAAAGGCAUUUAUCUUUGGGGUUCAGACCAUCCUCAAGAGGGUUUGAAGAGUUUAGAGAUAUUACAAUAAAUACUGGAGACGUAACACGCCGUAUUCAAUCUGAUGAUAACUCUGUUAAGAUACCACCAAAUAAUGGAAAACAAGGACUAGGUUCCUGUGUUUUGAAACAAGGUGACGUAUUCGUAAUUACUCAAAUUACUGGUGGUAUAAUUGAAGAUAUUACGCUAUCAAAAAAUGAUAUGGAACUGGAAGAUGAUACAGAGUUAUUGGAAAUUACCAAAGAGCAUUCUGAUAUUACAAAAUAUUCUUCUGUAUAUCCAGUGGUCGAAAUAAAUAGAGGUAGAAUGGGUGCAUGUACUGAUGAAGAAAUGACGAUAUCCCAACGUCUAUACGAUUCAUUACUUCAUUCACAUAUAUUAACCCAAGAUGUAUUAAGAGUGGAACCUGGUGUUCGUAUAACAAAUGAAGACGGUUCUGUAAGUAUUAUCUAUCCAGAUACCAAAGAGAAUAAAGAAAUUACAAAUGCUUUAAAGCCUAAAAAGAAAUGGUCCUAUGUAUUAUAUGCUAAAAUUGAAGUUUUUGGGAGAACUGGUCCAGUCUAUGAUAUGUGUUGGAACUCACUAAUAGCUGCAUUACAAUCGGUGAAAUUACCAAGAACUUUCAUAGAUGAACGUGCGACGGAUUUAAAGAUGACAGUAAGAGCUAGAGGAAGAAAUGCUGUUGUAAUGGAGACCUAUAAUUUACUUUGUGAUCCAAAUGAAAGUACUAAUUUACAAUUAAGAGAGAAUAGCAUAUCGUAUGCCUCUACAUAUGGUAUCAUUGAUCUCGAUCCAGAGGCAGAUAUUACUAAUCUAGAGAAUAACGAUGACGUGGACGAACCAAUGGAUGAGGGGUUAGAGACUAAGACAGUUCUGUUAGCAGAUAUAGAUGGAGAAGCUGAAGAAACUAGUAUUAAAUCAACUAUUUCUAUAACUGCAUGUCCAAAUGGUAGAUUUAAACAAUUUAGUGUUGUUGGUGGUGGAGCUAAAAUAACGAAGGAACUGUUAAUGAGAUCAAUCACCCUUUCUAAACAAAGAUCUAGAGAUAUAACAUUAAAAGUACAAACAGUUUAA
Molecule: messenger RNA, 1203 nt
Organism: Maudiozyma saulgeensis
Lineage: Eukaryota; Fungi; Ascomycota; Saccharomycetes; Saccharomycetales; Saccharomycetaceae
Source: the annotation of a GenBank genome assembly